This is a messenger RNA of Radiomyces spectabilis, 291 nucleotides long. RefSeq lists its product as uncharacterized. Gene Ontology annotation, biological process: regulation of DNA-templated transcription. Gene Ontology annotation, cellular component: nucleus. The record is from RefSeq and is a predicted model, not a curated record. Bases 1 to 291 code for a protein of 96 amino acids. The transcript is spliced from 4 exons. Gene Ontology annotation, molecular function: RNA polymerase II transcription regulatory region sequence-specific DNA binding. Lineage: Eukaryota; Fungi; Mucoromycota; Mucoromycetes; Mucorales; Radiomycetaceae.
AUGGGAAUAUUCCGUCCUGCUUUCCAAAACGUAGCGCAAGCACUGUCGGAUAUUGAUCUCAUCAUGGUAGAAGAAGGCUUUGAGCGGUUACUGUUGGAUUACGAUCGAUUGUUUAGUGCCAUGGCCGUUCCCGCCUGCCUUUGGAGAAGAACAGGUGAAAUAUUCAAAAGCAACAAGGAGUUUGCAUCUUUGGUGGGCGUCCCGGAGGAACAACUACAACACGGACAGACAUGCAUCUAUGAAAUCAUGACAGAAGAUUCGGUGGUUAAUUAUUGGGAGGAACGACGCUAA